Molecule: messenger RNA, 2176 nt
Organism: Phyllopteryx taeniolatus (common seadragon)
Lineage: Eukaryota; Metazoa; Chordata; Actinopteri; Syngnathiformes; Syngnathidae
Gene: hdhd5
Product: haloacid dehalogenase like hydrolase domain containing 5
Exons: 9
Coding region: 37-1320 (427 amino acids)
Biological process (GO): glycerophospholipid biosynthetic process
Cellular component (GO): mitochondrion
Source: RefSeq, a predicted model, not a curated record
GGACGCGUGACCGGAAAAGGUUUAAACAGCACCAGAAUGAACUUUCACUCACUCCGCAGUCUGAUUCAAGCAAUGCAGAGAGUAAGUUGUUUGAAAAGUACCUGGAAGCUGUUGGAAUCAAGCAGCCAAGGAGCAGCAAGACGACAUUACAGCCAUGGCUCAAUCGGUCUCCUCUUCGACAUCGAUGGCGUGCUGGUGCGCGGUCGGACACCCAUCCCUGCGGCCAAGCAGUGUUUCAGGAACCUCGUGGACCACCAGGGCAAAUACAAAGUACCUGUGGUGUUUGUCACCAAUGCCGGAAACUGCGUGCGGCAGACCAAAGCGGAGCAUCUUUCGCAUCUGCUUGAAGUGGAGGUGUCACCAGACCAGGUGAUGCUGUCCCACAGUCCUUUGCGAAUGUUCUCCCAGUUUCACCAAAUGUGCGUGCUGGUGUCAGGACAAGGUCCUGUUGAAGAGGUGGCUCACAUGCUGGGCUUCCAGAAUGUUGUCACCAUAGAUAAUCUCAGAAAGGGCUAUCCUCUACUUGAUAUAGUGGAUCACAACAGAAGACCAAAAGACGGUAUUCUUCCAACUGAAGGUUUACGGCCAAUAGAUGCUGUCAUCUUAUUUGGUGAGCCAAUUAGAUGGGAGACCAACCUCCAGCUUAUUGUUGAUGUCCUCCUAACAAACGGAAAGCCAGACAGGAAUUGGAAUUCUGUGCAGUAUCCUCACAUUCCGUUGCUGGCCUGUAACAUGGACCUGCUGUGGAUGGCUGAGGCCAAGAAUCCCAGGUUUGGACACGGUAUGUUUCUGCUGUGCUUGGAGAGCCUGUACAAGAAGUUGACGGGUCAUGACCUCAAAUACGAGGCUCUGAUUGGUAAACCCAGCGUAGUGACUUAUAAUUAUGCGGAGCUGCUGAUCAGGAAGCAGGCUGAGAGACUUGGAUGGGCCACACCUGUGAGGAGACUGUACGCAAUAGGUGAUAACCCCAUGGCUGACAUAUACGGCGCCAAUCUCUACAACCGCUACCUCCGGGCUGCUCGUAAUUCUCUCGAGGCCUCUAAAACGACGUCGACGGAAUUGGGCGGCGCGCCCGGUGUGUUUGGGGCAAGUGGGGAUCUGCCCGAGGCGUGCCACUCCAUUCUGGUGUGUACAGGAGUUUACAGCAAAGAGGAGGCGCUGCCGUCGGACACGGCGCACACGGUAACCGAGCAGCGCAUCUUCCACGGCCACAGGGACUUUUGCUUUGACCCCAGCCUUACACAGCCGACCUACGUGGUGCAGGAUGUCAAAGACGCCGUAGAGUUGGUGUUCCAGCAGGAGGGAUGGCCCCUGGAUUAGUUGGCCCAUGAUGAAUGACGUUAAGAGGUCGAAACACAAGGGUAUAUUUUUUACAAACAAAACAACAAUAUCCUCUUUUUCACAUUUUAAAGCAAACUUGGCCAUAUGAGAGUUAUUACUACUACUGCCACUACUCCCAAACUCAAUCCAGACUAAAACAACACAAACUGACAAAAACAGCUCUUUGAUGGAUUUCGGAAAUCAGAUGCAUAAGAUGAUUUAUAUUUACCCAAUAGAUCAAUGUAAAGAUUUCAACCCCAAACCUCAGAACUGUGAGGUAGAUAGUGUGAGCACUCGAGCACUCGUGCUGCCGCUGCAGUCUUCCUCUUCACUACAUUUCAUGUUUGCACAUCAAUGUGAUGUGGAGCUGGAUCCUCUCCUGACAUUUACAGUCAUGCCACAUAUAGAGACAAGAAAACCAUUCUCACUAACAUUUACACUGUCGCUGGAGAAGAACCUGAAACCGCAACGCCUGCACAGACGCCAGGUGAGUAAACCGCCACGCUCUGUGACAAAUGUGGUUACUUACCUUUGUGCCGCCCAGUUUACAUCAGAAUUGUUAUAACAGCCAUGGAUUUAUAUGCAGUUUUCCUACAUUCAGACACACUAACUAAUCUGAACGAAGAUGUAUUUUAUUAUCUCCACAAACGUCAUUUUUGCAUGAUUGUGUUGCCGCAGUUACGCAUACAGGCUCAACAGUCAUUUUGAGUUUAGUCAACUGUUUGGUGAUAUUAUCUUGCAUAACGUUUAUAUAUGUUAUUACUAAACCUUUGAAAGGACAUUUCUGAUUGUUGAUUUGUCACUUUCAGUGAUUUUGAAAAAGACAUUAAACACAUUGGUCAAUGUAGUUCAUACA